AUGGCCACCCUCUUCUCAGGUCAUGUCCUGAUCCGCAACAACAACGACCAGAAUGAGCUGGACACGGAGGAGGAGCUCAGCCUCCAGUUGGAGAACCGGCUGGUGCUGUUGUUCUUCAGCGCCGGAUGCUGCCCCUGGUGCCAGGCCUUCGCGCCGGUUCUCAGGGACUUCUUCGUGCGCCUCACGGACGAGUUCUACGUUCUGCGGGCGGCCCAACUGGCCCUGGUAUAAGUAUCUCAGGACCCCAUGGAGGAACAGCAGCACCAGUUCCUCAGAGAUAUGCCCAAGAAGUGGCUCUUUCUGCCUUUCCAGGAUGACCUGAGGAUGGACCUGGGACGCCAGUUCUCCGUGGAUCGCCUGCCCACGGUCGUGGUGCUCAAACCCGGAGGUGAUGUGCUCACACGAGACGCUGUGGACGAGAUUCGCCGCCUGGGCCCCGCUUGCUUCACCAAAUGGCAGGAGGCGGCGGAGUUGCUGGACCGCAGUUUCCUGCAACCCGAGGACCUGGACGACCCAACUCCACGCAGCCUCACCGACCCGCUUCGGCGCCACAAGUACCGCGUAGACGCGGAGCCUCAAAGCGGUCCUGGGGGCGGAGCCGGGGGAGAGGGCGGGGUCAGGGGCUGUUCUGAGACCCUUGGACUAGGGGUGGGCGGGGCUGGGGAUUUUAAAAAUAUUCCCUAUGAGGGCGGGUGA
Chrysochloris asiatica (Cape golden mole) is the source of this 696-nucleotide messenger RNA. It is a transcript of the gene NXNL1, whose product is annotated as nucleoredoxin-like 1. The transcript is spliced from 2 exons. Lineage: Eukaryota; Metazoa; Chordata; Mammalia; Afrosoricida; Chrysochloridae. Gene Ontology annotation, cellular component: mitochondrion. The record is from RefSeq and is a predicted model, not a curated record. Gene Ontology annotation, biological process: photoreceptor cell maintenance.